Molecule: messenger RNA, 3547 nt
Organism: Acanthopagrus latus (yellowfin seabream)
Lineage: Eukaryota; Metazoa; Chordata; Actinopteri; Spariformes; Sparidae
Gene: pstpip1a
Product: proline-serine-threonine phosphatase interacting protein 1a
Exons: 15
Coding region: 103-1353 (416 amino acids)
Biological process (GO): actin filament polymerization
Cellular component (GO): actin filament; cytoplasm; plasma membrane
Molecular function (GO): actin filament binding
Source: RefSeq, a predicted model, not a curated record
UUCACUUGCAGCGAGCAACAGCAAGUUUCACUGCCGUGUGUUACAGAGUGACUCUUGGCUGGGUGGAUUCUCCAACGGGGAUUAUUUUUAACCGCUGCCACGAUGACAUUACAAUUUAAAGAUGCCUUCUGGGGAGAAGACUUUAUUAGUAAUAUAGGCUAUGAGGUCAUCAGUCAGAGGCUUCACGAUGGACGACGGACAUGCAAAGACAUGGAGGAGCUCUUGAAAAUGAGGGCAUCAGCGGAAGAGAAAUAUGGCAAGGAACUGGUCACAAUCGCCCGCAAAGCUGGGGGGUUAUAUGAGAUCUGCACUUUGAAAUCGUCUUUUGAUGAAAUGAAAACACAAAUUGAAAACAUAGGGAACAUGCACAUUCAGAUUGCCGGCAUGCUCAAGGAGGAGGUGAAGAGAAUGGAGCAGUUCAGAGAGCGGCAGAAAGAACAGAGAAAAAAGUUUGACGUCAUCAUGGAGAAGGUCCAGAAGUCAAAAGUCUCACUCUACAAGAAAACAACAGAUUCUAAAAGAUCCUACGAGCAGCGCUGCAAGGAGGCAGAUGAAGCAGAGCAAACCGCAGAGAAGAUGGGUAACGCUCCCACAGCCACACCCAAACAGAUUGAGAAGAUGAACAACAAAUCGAAACAGUGCAGAGAAUCUGCAGAGGAGGCUGAGAAACAGUACAUAUCAAACACUGAACAGCUGGAAAAGGUUCGCCAAGAAUGGGAAUCGACACACAUCAGCACGUGUGAGAUGUUUCAGCAACAGGAAGAGGACCGACUCAACGUACUAAGGAAUGCUUUGUGGGUGCACUGCAACCAUUUAUCAAUGCAGUGUGUGAAAGAUGAUGAGUGUUACGAGGAUGUGAGGAAGUCACUGGAAAAUUGUGACAUCAUCACAGACAACAACUGCUUUGUGGAGAUGAAACAAACUGGCUCAGCCCCCCCAGCUCCGAUUGAAUACCAGAAUUACUACGAGAGGGAUGCUACAGCCGACAGAAAUGGAAGCGCUGGAUUCGUAGGGGGGGUGAUGAAAAGGUUUUCAAAUCUUCUCCAGGGGAACUGUUCUGGUGGCUCCAAAUCCAGUCUCAAUGAACCAGCUCCCCAAUCUACUGGUACAGUAGACUCCUCAGCAGAAAAAUCAGAAGGAGUGUACGCCUCCAUUCCUGUAUUUCAGUCCCCCCAGCAGAGCAGCGAGCAGUUCAAGGUCAUCUAUGACUACGAGGCACAGGGGGAGGAUGAGCUGUCUGUAUCUUAUGGCGACGUCGUGGUUGUCAUAGAACAAGGCGAGGACGGCUGGUGGACGGUGCAAAGGAAUGGCCUCACAGGAUUGGUUCCAGGCUCUUACCUUAUCAAAGAAUGAGUUGACCUGAGAGCUGAGACUGUAUGACUAUGACACUCUCUCAUGUCGUGUUUUGUAAAGGUCUUGUCAUUUUAUUUUUUUCUUAGACUUUCAACUCAUCUGUUGUUCAUUAUGAUGUUACAUGCAUCAUUUAAUUCCCCCAUGAGUAGGAUUUCAGCACCCCCUACAGUGCAAUCAUUAGACACAUGCACUGUAUUUACAUGCAAACUUCUAUUCCACUAUUAUUCCACAUAUGACUAGAUUCUGAAUUUGAUAUGGAUCACGGUAAUGGCUUAUUCUGAAUCAGACCUUAUUCCAGAUGUAAAUUUUUGAGACAUGUGGGAUGUGAUGAUAUUUUUGUUUUUUUUCCAGAGCAUUCUUUGUACAUGUGUACAACAAAUUCAAACUAUGUGUUUUCAUUGAUGAUUUCACUACAGAUUGCAACACAAAGCAACUAAUCUGUUUAUGGUCAGCUCUGUGCGCUGACAAGGAUGCACUGUACACAAACCAACAAGCCACGGUUUCUGAAAAAACUAAAUAUUUUAUACAUGUUUACAGUCUCUAAAAGUACAUGGAUGCAUGAAUAUAGGGCUGACUCGUGCCAUUUGAAUGAGAAAUUGCACAGUAAUCCUACAGAUAGGGGCUUUCACAUACGGUAGCAUGAGACAGUGUUGAAAGGUGAAUUAUUAUUUAUUGCUAUGGCACAUAUUCAUAUUACUUUGCCCUUACAGCUGGUGUGUUGAGUGCUUCUCAUACCAAUGACAGCUGGGAGACUUCAGUGAUCUGUUGCACAAAGUCACUGCACUUUUAUAGUCCUACAUGUUGGGCAGAAUGUUUGGUUUCGGUUGUUGGCUUGUAUAUAAUUUCUAUUUGUAGUAACUGUUUCUACUUUGAAUGCUUAAAAAGAGAAUUAUUUGACAAAGCAUGACUAAGUUUUAUUUAUUUGAAAUGAAAGACCAUUUAGUUUGUUUGCAGCCCCUGCAAAUCAAGUUGCUCUAUUAUUUCCUCUUCACUGUAGUGAACAAGACCAGACCAGACCAGAACAGUCUAAACAAAGUAGCUGAAACGUACCCGGGCGGUAAUUCUCAUGUCACAUGUCUGAGCAGUCCGCAAAGAUAUCUGGUUACUCUGCAGCAGGUGAUUCAUUGCUAAAUUGGUCAUUUGGCCAGUCAUUUUAACGUGUGCAAAAAUGGUUGUUCGCUGCCUACAAGUUGUUUCAGAAGCGAGCACAACUUGGUCUACUGAUCCUAGAUUACUUUUAAUAUGAUAUUCACACAGAAAUGUUUGGAGCUGCAACAAUUAAUAUAUUAGUUACCAACCAUUAAAUGAAUCACCGACUAUUUUGAUUAUUGAUUCUUCAGUCUGAAUAUUUUUUUAAAGAAAAAAAAAACGGUCAAAAUUCUGUGAUUCUAUCUUCUCAGAUACAAAUAUUUUCUUACUGCUUUACUCCUUUAUGACAGUACAUGUCAUCUUUGGCCCGUGGACAAAACAAAACAGUCAAGGAUGUUAUCUCAAAUUUCACUUUUUGUGCAACAAUUUCAUCUCUUUGUUAAGACCUCAGAGAAACUGAACCAAUAAGUUAGACUCAUUUAAUUUAAAACUUUUCCCACUUUUUUUAUUGACAUUCUUGAGUCUUGCCAUUGCUACAUAUCAGCAAAUCAAACUUUAAAACCACCAUCAGGAGACAAAAAAAACAAAACAAGCUGCUAUAGGACAAAGUCUAUCUAGAGUUAAGUGUACAUAACUACCUGAAAAAUCCCACAUACCGAAAGGGAUCACAAGGGCUGAUUCUUACAAGAAAAGCCAGUUAAAUUACAUGUGACCUGUGGUGUCAACUAGUUCUUGACAAAAUACUGCUGGUGAAAGGUUUGAACCAAAACUGAGCUGUUAUAGGUGUAGUAAGAGUAUAAUAAUAGUAGUAGUUGUAGCUGUAGUAGUAAUGGGGGUUCAGGGUAGAAUUAUACAAUCUUCCGUUCAAGUACAUGACAGAUUUAAAUAUAAAAUAUUGAAAGCAACACGCGCAGUGCAAACUAACAUAUGAGGAAAUUACCCUGUCCAUAUUUCACUCCAUACAUGACUAACAGGACUUGAGUUUAGUAAGAUGGAGGUCUGCACCCUCAUGUUAUCCUCAGAGCAACAGAAUGCUUCCCACACCUCUUUUACGGUGACCAUGAAAGAAUUUGGUCAGUAGCUUUUUUUUUUUUUGGAAAAACAG